CUCAUCAGCUGCCCAACUAUUUAAGGGCAUGGGAGCAGCCCAGCCCUUGCCCACAUCUGUCUGUUAGAUCUCAGCAGCUGGAGGGAGAGUUAAAAGAGCAGCACCAUCAUCAUGUCUUGCGGAAUAGUUUGUACCAACAUGGGUGUCAAGGCUGGAAAGCGCAUUGGAGUGAAGGGUGAAAUCGCUGCAGGUGCCAAGAGCUUUGUGCUGAACCUAGGGAAAGACCAAGCCAACGUAGUGCUGCACUUCAAUCCACGUUUUGAUGCUCAUGGGGAUGUGAGGACCAUCGUGUGCAACUCCAUGGACAAAGGGGAGUGGGGUGCUGAGCAGAGAGAAUCAGCCUUCCCCUUCCAGGAGGGCACCAAUGUGGAGAUGUUCAUCACUCAUGACCCAAGUAAUCUAACAAUUGCUUUGCCAAACAACCAUCAGUUCAAGUUCCCUAACCGGUUGGGUCUCCAGGUCAUCGACUUCUUGAAUGCAGAAGGUGACUUCACAAUCAAAUCCAUCCAGUUGGAAUAACUUCCCACUCCUCACACUCCAAAGGGAUAUUUAAAAGGAAACACAAUAAACACCACUGAAUUUGGUCUACUAAACCAA
Molecule: messenger RNA, 597 nt
Organism: Mauremys mutica (yellowpond turtle)
Lineage: Eukaryota; Metazoa; Chordata; Testudines; Geoemydidae
Gene: LGALS1
Product: galectin 1
Exons: 4
Coding region: 112-519 (135 amino acids)
Molecular function (GO): carbohydrate binding; laminin binding
Source: RefSeq, a predicted model, not a curated record